ACAAUAACUUCUUUGGCGAGGAUUCUCAUGAACUCCUUACAAAGUCUUUGUUUCAAAUGAAAAACGACAAGUGGAAAGAUAUGCGCAGCACAUUAAGUCCAGCAUUUACUGGCAGUAGGCUACGUCAAAUGUUUGAGUUAAUCAAUCAGGUGGCCGAAGACAGUACAAACUAUUUGCACAAACUACAUUCCAAAGAAUCCUGCAAUGGUAUUGAGUUAAACUUAAAGGACUAUGCAACGCGUUUUACAAAUGAUGCCAUCGCAUCAACAGCUUUCGGCUUACAAGUGAACUCUUUUGAAGAAAAGGAUAAUACCUUCUAUAUGUUGGGAAGAAAGGCGACUUCGUUUUCAUUUUGGAUGAACUUAAGAUUACUGUUGAUCAUACAGUGCAAAGGCUUGGCAAAGGUUAGUAUGGUUUUGUAAAUGAUGAAAGA
Messenger RNA from Rhagoletis zephyria (snowberry fruit fly), 433 nucleotides. RefSeq names its product probable cytochrome P450 9f2. NCBI's taxonomy places the organism in Eukaryota, Metazoa, Arthropoda, Insecta, Diptera, Tephritidae. Gene Ontology annotation, molecular function: oxidoreductase activity, acting on paired donors, with incorporation or reduction of molecular oxygen; heme binding; monooxygenase activity. The record is from RefSeq and is a predicted model, not a curated record.